This is a messenger RNA of Chrysochloris asiatica (Cape golden mole), 933 nucleotides long. Its product is annotated as olfactory receptor 14C36-like. Gene Ontology annotation, biological process: G protein-coupled receptor signaling pathway. Gene Ontology annotation, cellular component: membrane. Bases 1 to 933 code for a protein of 310 amino acids. The transcript has a single exon. Gene Ontology annotation, molecular function: G protein-coupled receptor activity; olfactory receptor activity. The record is from RefSeq and is a predicted model, not a curated record. Lineage: Eukaryota; Metazoa; Chordata; Mammalia; Afrosoricida; Chrysochloridae.
AUGUCCAAUUCUACCAUGGUUGUGGAGUUUCUCUUGAUGGGCUUUUCUGAUACAGGGGAACUAUGGAUUAUGCAUGCCAUAAUCUUCUCUCUAAUGUAUUUAGUGACACUCACUGGAAAUUUUGUCAUUGUUUUUGUCACCAUCCUGGACAGCAGCUUUCACACCCCUAUGUAUUUCUUUCUCAGGAAUCUCUCCAUUUUAGAUAUAUGCUACAUUUCUGUAACUGUCCCUAACUCAUGUAUCAACUCUCUGCUUGAUAGUGGUAGCAUUUCAAAGGUAGGAUGUAUAAUUCAGGUCUUCCUAGUGGUUUUCUUUGUAUAUGUGGAGCUGCUCUUCCUUACCUUCAUGGCCCAUGAUCGCUAUGUGGCUAUCUGCCAGCCUCUUCACUACUCUGUGAUCAUGAAUCCUCAGGUCUGUAUCCAAAUGACAUUGGCAUCCAUCCUCAGUGGCUUGGUCUAUUCAGGAUUCCACACAGGCAACACCUUCAGGCUUCCCUUUUGCCAGUCCAAUAUUAUUCAUCAGUUUUUCUGUGAUAUCCCCUCUCUGCUGAAGCUUUCCUGUUCUGAUACCUUCAGCAAUGAGAUUAUAAUCCUUGCCUCCAGUAUAGGAAUUGGUGGAAGCUGUUUCAUCUUCAUCAUCAGGUCGUACAUUUACAUCUUUUCUACGGUGCUCAAGUUCCCAAGUGGAGCAGACAAAGCUUUUUCCACCUGUAUUCCUCAUAUUCUAGUGGUGUCAGUCUUCCUCAGCUCCGGCUUCUAUGUAUACCUAAAGCCAUCUGAAAACUCUGCAACUGUCCAAGAUAUAGUUCUCUCUGCAUUGUAUUCCAUAAUCCCCCCUCUACUCAACCCAAUUAUCUAUAGUCUUAGAAAUGAACAAAUAAAGCAUGCCAUCAGAAAAAUCAUGAAAAAUAAAUUUCAGUCAAGAAAUGUAUAG